Messenger RNA from Anopheles marshallii, 1608 nucleotides. Its product is annotated as G-box-binding factor-like. NCBI's taxonomy places the organism in Eukaryota, Metazoa, Arthropoda, Insecta, Diptera, Culicidae. The coding region runs from base 1 to 1608 and encodes 535 amino acids. The record is from RefSeq and is a predicted model, not a curated record. The transcript is spliced from 6 exons.
AUGGCCGGACCAUUCGUUGGCCCGCCAACGACGCAGACACCCACGGUGUCGGUAGCAGGAGUUGGUGCCGGAUUGCUGAACAAGUUGGACCGUCUAGCCGGGUCGACCGUGCUGCAUGAGGCUCGCGUUUAUCCGGUAACCGUACCGUCGGUCAGAUAUCGGCCUUCGAGCGGCUUUAACAAUGGGUCCGAAAUGAGCUCAUCAAUGCCCGCCGCAACCUCACCCACCGUCCUGACGACCGUCGUACAGACGGAUGAUUUCGUCGUCCUGCCAGGGCCAGAGGAUGUGCUGCUGCUCAACACGACCACUGGACUGUACCAGCAAUCGGUGACGCUAACCGCACGAAUGUAUCCGAUUGAGGCCACCGCGGCAAAGUCGAUCUGGGGCCUACCGACGCUGAUCUGGGGUAUAUUGAUCGGAACGGUCGUGAUACUGAUACUGAUCCUAGCGACACUGUUCUUCUGCUGCUGGGUACAGCCACGGACGCGCAAACUGCUCAACUCGAGCUACUACACAACCACCGCCAAUAACGGACACGCUUCCCAGAGCUCGAUUGUUGCCAAAUCGUGUACCAGCAGCGACUCGAACCAACUAGUGAUGCCCCUCUCGAUCGGCAUCUGCCCACCACAGUACAGUGCCCCUCCGCCGCCCUCCAACAGCACGACCACCAACACCCCGCAGCACACCGCCGCUAGUGGUAGCAACAGUUCGCUACACCAUGCUUCCCAUCCCGCUGGCGGUUGUGCCCAUCAUACCUGCAGCACCGUCACACACGCCCCGAACCAGCAGUGCACCAUGGCAUCCGGUGGGCAGGACUAUAGCCACGUAAAGUAUGGCAGUUCGCCACAGCAGUACGCUUCCCAGCAGUACGCACAUCAUCACCAUCAUGCGCAACAACAGCAGCAGCAGCAGCACCAUCAACACCAAUGCAUACAUUACCAGCAACAGCAGCAACAAUACAAUCAGCAGCAUCAUCAUCAUCAACAGCAGCAGCAGCAACAACAGCAACAGCAGCACGUACAGCUACACAGCCAUCACGUGCACGGACAGCAGCAGUACAGCCCGUAUAAUCAGCAUCAGUACUAUCAUCAUCCUUCAACGCAACAGCAACAACAACAACAACAGUACCUUCACUAUCAACAACAUCAGCAGCAACAUCAUCAACAGCAAAGGGAGCAUCAUCACCAACACCAUCAACAGCAACAGUUGCAACAUCAGCAUCACCAAUCCUCCUCAGGGCAUAACCGUCAGUCGCCGCAAAGUCAACUGGUGCACACACAGCUGCACAAGUCGAUGUGGGCAAUCAAUCCACUAUACGCUUCCAGUGGAGUGAUCGACGAUGACAACGAUGGUGACACAAAUACCACCUACCGGACACGCUCCUUACCAUCGUGGGGUAAAAACAAACAGCGCCCACUAUCGAAUGCGGACGAUCUGGAGGAGCUGUACGCAAAGGUGAACUUUAGUAAAAAACGACGCAACCGGAUGCGCAACGAUGAGGCCGCCAUUAUUGCCCUGUGCCGGUCACGGUCGCAAAAUCUAGCCGCACUGCCGCUCGCCACCGAUCAGGAUGCAGUGGUCGUGUACGACGAACGGACGGCGCUCUAG